CCCUAUGGCUCGCGCGAGGCGGAGGCUGGGCACCGCCAUUUUGGCCGGUGGCCGUAAGAGCACGCUGUGUGGCUGAGAAGUGAAGGCAAGAACUGAUUUGGUUUCUGCGCUCCCGUCCGUAAGGGGAUCGUUUACUUCAGAAGAGCUGGAUAUUCUUUACAAUUAUGGCAGACAAAUUAACAAGAAUUGCUAUUGUCAACCAUGACAAAUGUAAACCUAAGAAAUGUCGGCAGGAAUGCAAAAAGAGUUGUCCUGUGGUUCGAAUGGGAAAAUUAUGCAUAGAGGUUACACCCCAGAGCAAAAUAGCAUGGAUUUCUGAAACUCUUUGUAUUGGUUGUGGUAUUUGUAUUAAGAAAUGCCCCUUUGGCGCCUUAUCAAUUGUCAAUUUACCAAGCAACUUGGAAAAAGAAACCACACAUCGAUAUUGUGCCAAUGCCUUCAAACUUCACAGGUUGCCUAUCCCUCGUCCAGGUGAAGUUUUGGGAUUAGUUGGAACUAAUGGUAUUGGAAAGUCAACUGCUUUAAAAAUUUUGGCUGGAAAGCAAAAGCCAAACCUUGGAAAGUAUGAUGAUCCUCCUGACUGGCAAGAGAUUUUGACUUAUUUCCGUGGAUCUGAAUUACAAAAUUACUUUACCAAGAUUCUAGAAGAUGACCUGAAAGCCAUUAUCAAACCCCAAUAUGUAGACCAGAUUCCCAAGGCUGCAAAGGGGACAGUGGGAUCUAUCUUGGACCGAAAGGAUGAAACAAAGACACAAGCAGUUGUAUGUCAACAGCUUGAUUUAACUCACCUUAAAGAACGAAAUGUUGAAGAUCUUUCAGGAGGAGAAUUGCAGAGAUUUGCUUGUGCUGUUGUUUGCAUACAGAAAGCUGAUAUUUUCAUGUUUGAUGAGCCUUCUAGUUACCUAGAUGUCAAGCAGCGUUUAAAGGCUGCUAUUACUAUACGAUCUUUAAUAAAUCCAGAUAGAUAUAUCAUUGUGGUGGAGCAUGAUCUCAGUGUAUUAGACUAUCUCUCUGACUUCAUCUGCUGUUUAUAUGGUGUACCAAGUGCUUAUGGUGUUGUCACUAUGCCUUUUAGUGUAAGAGAAGGCAUAAACAUAUUUUUGGAUGGCUAUGUUCCAACAGAAAACUUGAGAUUUAGAGAUGCAUCACUUGUUUUUAAAGUUGCCGAGACAGCAAAUGAAGAAGAAGUUAAAAAGAUGUGUAUGUAUAAAUAUCCAGGGAUGAAGAAAAAAAUGGGAGAGUUUGAGCUAGCAAUUGUAGCUGGAGAAUUUACAGAUUCUGAAAUCAUGGUAAUGCUGGGGGAAAAUGGUACGGGUAAAACAACAUUUAUCAGAAUGCUUGCUGGAAGACUUAAACCAGACGAAGGAGGAGAAGUGCCAGUUCUAAAUGUCAGUUAUAAGCCACAGAAAAUUAGUCCCAAAUCAACUGGAAGUGUUCGCCAGUUACUACAUGAAAAGAUAAGAGAUGCUUACACUCAUCCACAAUUUGUGACUGAUGUAAUGAAGCCUCUACAAAUUGAAAACAUCAUCGAUCAAGAGGUACAAACAUUAUCUGGUGGUGAACUGCAGCGAGUAGCUUUGGCCCUUUGCUUGGGCAAACCUGCUGAUGUCUACUUAAUUGAUGAACCAUCUGCAUAUUUGGAUUCUGAACAAAGACUGAUGGCAGCUCGGGUUGUCAAACGUUUCAUACUCCAUGCGAAGAAGACAGCCUUUGUUGUAGAACAUGACUUCAUCAUGGCUACCUAUUUAGCAGAUCGAGUCAUUGUUUUUGACGGUAUUCCAUCUAAGAACACAGUGGCAAACAGUCCUCAAACCCUUUUGGCUGGCAUGAAUAAAUUUUUGUCUCAACUUGAAAUUACGUUUAGAAGAGAUCCAAACAACUAUAGGCCACGAAUAAAUAAACUCAAUUCAAUUAAGGACGUAGAACAGAAGAAGAGUGGAAACUACUUUUUCUUGGAUGAUUAGAUUCACUGAGAAUAUUGAUAAGCCAUUUAUUAAAAAACACAAUUACUAUGAUUUUUGUCAUAUAAAACUUGAAUCAGGUUUUAUGCCCCACAUACUCUGGAGCUUCAAGUAGAAUGUACUUAAUGUAACAUCAAAAGCCAGUUGUGUUGUAAAUUGUAGUCUGAACACAGAAAGUACCACUUUUCUGUUCUUGAUGAUAAGGUCCUUUUGUGCAUAAUAUUCUAAAAUGAAGACACAUUUCAAGCUAUACAGAUUACCUCCAAGUUUUCAUGAUGUAUGGGAAGAUUUUCAGUAGGUGUAUUAUAUUCAUAUACCAAAUGCUGACCAGUGUUGCCCCAUUUUAAAAAUCUUGAAAAAAGUUUCUGUGCUUACCUGGUUUGCCCAGCAUGCCAGUAUAAUGAAACUGCCCUUAUUUUAAAAGCCAGUUGAACACUCCACUGGUGAGAUUUGAUAAAUAAACAUCAGGAUUAUAUUUAUUGUUUUUAGUCUUUGCACUAUAUUAUCAGUAUAUGGUUUCCAAGGAAGAUUAUCUAUUACAAAACACUGUUAGAAAAUAGGUGUUUGUUACAAAGGAAUUAUUUUUAAUGUUUUUUGGUGCUUUUAAACAUCUUUAGCAAAAAUCAUUUCAAUUUCCUCUCCCCCCCAAAAAAAUACCUUACUCUGAAUUUUUCAGUUUUUGCCUUAUAAGACUCUGUAUUAUAUAAUCAUUCUCUCAAGGUAAUGUCAUUUUUUAUCAUCCCUUUAUAUAAUCAUGGAUCAAGUUUUAGGAAAAAGCAUUUCUAAAGAGUAUUUGCUCUUCCCUUAAAACUACAGACUCACAAUCUUUAAAGAUGGUGCCUAAGCAUCUAUAUAUUUUUUAAACCUCCACAGAUUUUUCUGAUGGGCAGCCAAGGAUUGUAAAGCACUUCCGUAAAGGCAGCAUUAAUGCAGAAAUCCCCAGAUAGCAAUAUAGAAUAUCCCUUAGUACCAAAAAUAUUGUGUUCAUUUCUAAGUUUGGAUAUAAACUCAUCAAAUUUCUUGAGUUCCUUGGUUUGAACAGCAGGAUACCUGUAGCCUAAAACUACUUUCAAUUGUACUUCUGACUAAUGCAUUGAACCAGAAUUUAACUUAAUUAUGAGUGAGGAAAGAGGGUUUACUAAAUAAAUUACGGCGACAAGCAAAAUAGAGGAGAAAAUUAUAAAUUAUUUGACGGACUUUUAGAGCUCCUUGAAAUAAUAGAAGCCUUGAUUAAUAUGUAAACAGUGAAUAGAAAGUAUGGUUCAACUGGAUCCCAUUAGGCCUUUUAAAAAAAUAAUUUAUGUGAGUAACCCAUAAAUACAUGUUGUAAAAAUUCAAAUAUACAUUAAGUAUACGGAAUAAAAAAAAGGUUUCCCUUUAUA
Molecule: messenger RNA, 3343 nt
Organism: Lemur catta (Ring-tailed lemur)
Lineage: Eukaryota; Metazoa; Chordata; Mammalia; Primates; Lemuridae
Gene: ABCE1
Product: ATP binding cassette subfamily E member 1
Exons: 18
Coding region: 165-1964 (599 amino acids)
Biological process (GO): translational initiation; ribosomal subunit export from nucleus; translational termination
Molecular function (GO): iron ion binding; ATP binding; ribosomal small subunit binding
Source: RefSeq, a predicted model, not a curated record